ACGUUUUGUCGUGUUUUGGCGUUAGCAGCAGGUGAAUUUUAUCUGGAUCGUUGUUGAAUAUCAAGUCGAGUUGGUGUUUGUUUGAGAAUUGUGCGAAAAAUAUGACAACCGCAGCAAGACCAACCUUCGAACCUGCCAGAGGAGGGCAAGGACGAGGCGAGAAAGAUUUAAGUGCAAUUUCGAAACAGUACAGCAGCAGAGAUCUGCCGUCACACACAAAGCUUAAGUACAGAGAACAUGGUCAAGGAACCAUUGAAGAAUUACGAAACCGUGACUUCAGAAAGGAAUUAGAGGACAGAGAACGAGCAGAAAAGGAUAAAGGAUCUAGUCGUCGAGCUAUUGAACCUUCUAGAGAUUCAGCUGCAUCUAACGCAAAGAGACAGAAGUUAGAUCAAGUUCCUGCGGCCAGUUUGGAUGCAGAUGAUCCGCUUGAUGAUGAUGAAUCAGAUUCUGACAGCGACGAAGACGACACUGCCGCACUGUUGGCUGAGUUGCAAAGAAUUAAGAAAGAGAGAGCAGCAGAACAAGCCAAAAAGGAAAUGGAAAAACGACAAGAAGAGGAGAGAAUACGUAUGGAAAAUAUUCUUUCCGGAAACCCGUUGUUAAAUUAUUCUUCACAAACUGGAAGAGUAGAUAUGAAGGUGCGAAGACGAUGGGAUGAUGAUGUUGUUUUUAAAAAUUGUGCACGUUCCGAACCGAAAAAGAAACACGACGUCUUCAUUAAUGAUUCUCUGCGUAGUGAAUUUCAUCGUAAAUUUAUGGAGAAGUAUGUUAAGUAAUUUAUAAUAUUUAAGUAUUAAAACAGAUGUAAAUAAAUUUUUGAUGCGUGUUAUUAAAUCAAUAAAUAAGUAAUAAAAUUUGUAUUUUUCUAUUUUGUAUAUCUGUGAGAUAUUAACUUUAUGAUCAAU
Molecule: messenger RNA, 908 nt
Organism: Pseudomyrmex gracilis
Lineage: Eukaryota; Metazoa; Arthropoda; Insecta; Hymenoptera; Formicidae
Gene: c12.1
Product: protein CWC15 homolog
Exons: 3
Coding region: 102-779 (225 amino acids)
Biological process (GO): mRNA cis splicing, via spliceosome
Cellular component (GO): catalytic step 2 spliceosome
Molecular function (GO): RNA binding
Source: RefSeq, a predicted model, not a curated record